GUUCGUGGAAUCGGAGUGCUCGUUCGUCCGUUCUCAUCUGGUCUGCUCGACGUGCAUUUGUGUCCCUGCGAAUUCACAUACGACAGCGUCGGUGAAAAUAAGUGCACUCGGAAGAGAGUCACAAUAAGGAUGUGGCGAGAUCCUCCAGGCGGAGGGUAUAAGAAACCUAUCCACGUCGCCGCUAUGUUGCUGCUAGCUGUUAUCCUGACAUUGACAACGGUUAUUUCUGCCGAAGAUGCAUCUAUGGGACCGGUGUUUGUUAAGGAACCUCCAAACCGGAUUGAUUUCUCAAAUGGAACUGGAGCCGUCGUUGAAUGUCAGGCAAGAGGAAACCCACAACCAGAUAUCAUUUGGGUCCGUUCUGAUGGAAAUACUGCUGUAGGAGACGUUCCUGGAUUGAGACAGGUUAUGCCGAAUGGAAAUUUGGUGUUCCCUCCUUUCCGUGCUGAAGAUUAUCGUCAAGAAGUUCACGCUCAGGUCUACACCUGUUUAGCACGUUCCCCUGCAGGUUCGGUACACAGCCGUGAUGUCAACGUGAGAGCCGUGGUGGCGCAGUAUUACGACACCGACGUCAAUAAAGAAUACGCGAUCCGUGGGAACAGUGCCAUUUUGAAAUGUGUCGUUCCUUCUUUCGUCGCCGAUUUCGUCAAAGUCCUAUCCUGGCAUACGGAUCAGGGAGAGGAAUUCGUGCCUGGCGAUGAUUUUGAUGGAAAAUACUUGGUGCUGCCAUCCGGAGAGCUGCACAUCAGGGACGUCGGACCCGAAGACGGAUAUAAGACUUACCAAUGCCGCACGAAGCAUAGGCUCACUGGCGAAACUAGGCUAUCCGCAACGAAGGGUCGUCUUGUCAUUACUGAGCCAAUGGGAGCGAAGGGGCCGAAAUUCUCGAGUGACGAUCGCGUCAACUCAUUUAUACGCGCCGCGGGAAGUGCAUCGAGUUUACACUGUCCUGCGCAGGGGUUCCCCGUACCGUCGUUCAGAUGGUACAAGUUCAUCGAGGGCACAUCGAGGCGUCAGCCGGUUCAAUUAAAUGAGCGCGUACGUCAGGUCAGCGGCACUCUGAUCAUUCGUGAAGCUCGAGUUGAAGAUUCCGGUAAAUAUCUUUGCAUCGUCAACAAUUCCGUCGGCGGCGAGAGUGUGGAGACCGUUUUGACUGUUACGGCACCGCUGACCGCGGAAAUCGAGCCUAGCACGCAGACCAUCGACUUUGGAAGACCAGCGACCUUCACCUGUACCGUCCAAGGCAACCCAAUCAAGACCAUCUCCUGGCUCAAAGAUGGAAAGCCCCUUGGAUUGGAAGAUCGCGUGCUGAGAAUCGAGAGUGUGAAAAAAGAGGACAAGGGAAUGUACCAAUGUUUCGUUAGAAAUGAUCAGGAAAGUGCACAAGCAACGGCAGAGUUAAAACUUGGUGGCAGAUUCGAGCCCCCGCAGAUCCGUCAAGCCUUCGCCGAAGAGACUCUUCAACCCGGACCGAGUAUGUUUUUGAAGUGCGUUGCCAGCGGAAAUCCUACCCCCGAAAUUACCUGGGAACUUGAUGGAAAACGAUUGUCGAACACCGAGAGACUGCAAGUGGGACAAUACGUCACAGUCAAUGGUGAUGUCGUGUCGCAUCUGAAUAUUUCGAGCAUUCAUACCAAUGAUGGUGGUCUCUACAAGUGCAUCGCUGCGUCAAAGGUCGGAGCUGCCGAGCAUUCUGCGCGUCUCAAUGUUUAUGGUUUGCCGUUUAUUCGUCACAUGGAUAAGAAGGCCAUCGUUGCUGGAGAAACUUUGCGUGUCACUUGUCCUGUUGCUGGAUACCCGAUCGAAAGUAUCGUUUGGGAACGAGAUACCAGGGUCCUGCCAAUCAACAGAAAGCAAAAGGUCUUUCCUAAUGGCACACUCAUCAUCGAGAAUGUUGAACGAAUGAGCGACCAGGCAACCUAUACUUGCGUGGCACGUAAUGCACAAGGUUACAGCGCACGUGGAACACUAGAAGUUCAAGUCAUGGUUGCACCGCAAAUUGCACCGUUCGAUAUCGCCGAGGAACCAGCCAACUGGGGUGAUUCCAUUUCCGUGGUGUGCGCCAUUCUCAAGGGCGAUUUACCGAUCGAGAUUACGUGGGCUUUGAACGGGGAGCCGAUUCGGCCAGAUCGUUCGGACAUUAAUAUCUUGGCGACAACUCGGAAGAAUAGCAUCCUCAGCAUCGAGUCCGUGGCUGCGAGACACGCAGGAGAAUACACGUGCUCGGCGUCGAAUAAAGCCGGAGCGACCAGUUAUUCAGCGACUUUAACUGUGAAUGUACCUCCUCGUUGGAUCCUGGAACCUACCGAUAAAGCAUUUGCUCAAGGAUCUGAUGCACGAGUAGAAUGCAAAGCCGACGGAUUCCCCAAGCCUCAGGUCACAUGGAAGAGAGCUGCUGGGGAUACGCCGGGAGAUUAUACCGAUUUGAAAUUGAGCAAUCCUGACAUUAGCGUGGAAGAUGGCACUCUCUCUAUUAACAAUAUACAAAAGACUAAUGAAGGCUAUUACCUUUGUGAGGCUGUUAAUGGAAUUGGAUCAGGCUUAUCGGCUGUCAUUCUUAUUUCGGUUCAAGCUCCUCCGCAAUUUGAAAUUAAACUAAGAAAUCAAACCGCUCGUCGUGGAGAACCGGCUGUAUUGCAAUGCGAGGCGCAAGGAGAAAAACCAAUUGGCAUUUUAUGGAACAUGAACAACAAGAGAUUGGAUACGAAGAGCGAUCCUCGUUAUACUAUUCGUGAAGAAAUCUUGGCUAACGGAGUACUGUCCGACUUGAGCAUCAAAAGAACCGAAAGAAGCGAUUCUGCCUUGUUCACUUGCGUAGCCACGAAUGCCUUCGGUAGUGAUGACACUAGCAUUAAUAUGAUCGUACAAGAGGUGCCAGAAGUUCCAUAUGGUCUUAAAGUAUUGGAUAAAUCAGGACGUUCGGUACAAUUAUCAUGGGCCGCACCUUAUGAUGGAAACAGCCCGAUUAAACGAUAUGUUAUUGAAUACAAAAUCAGCAAGGGUUCCUGGGAAACUGAUAUUGAUCGAGUGCUCGUACCUGGCUCGCAACAGAACGUAGCCGGAGUGUAUAAUCUAAGACCCGCGACUACCUACCAUCUUCGAAUCGUCGCUGAAAACGAAAUUGGCACAUCUGAUCCGUCUGACACGGUCACUAUUAUCACCGCAGAAGAAGCACCUACUGGCCCGCCAACUUCCAUCAAAGUAGAUGCUCUCGAUCAGCACACGCUCAAAGUAACGUGGAAACCGCCUCCGCGCGAGGACUGGAACGGUGAGAUUCUCGGCUACUAUGUUGGAUACAGACAAUCGUCGGACAAGCCGUACAUGUUUGAGACUGUCGACUUCUCCAAGGAAGACAUAAAGGAGCACCACUUGCAGAUCGCAAACCUCAAGACUUACACCCAGUACGGCGUGGUCGUUCAAGCAUUUAACAAAGUCGGCUCCGGACCAAUGAGCGAGGAACGUAGGCAACAUACCGCAGAAGGCGUACCCGAGCAACCGCCUCAUGACACUACUUGCACAACUCUUACUUCUCAGACUAUCAGAGUGUCCUGGGUGUCACCGCCACUUAGCGCGGCCAAUGGCGUUAUCACCGGUUACAAAGUCAUCUAUGGACCGUCCGAUACGUGGUACGACGAGAAUACGAAAGACACUAAGAUUACAUCUUCUAGCGAAACCAUCCUGCACGGUCUCAAGAAAUAUACCAACUACAGCAUGCAAGUUCUGGCUUUCACAUCUGGAGGAGACGGCGUUAAGUCUGCACCAAUUCACUGCCAAACUGAGCAAGAUGCACCCGAAGCUCCUAUUGCUAUCAAAGCUUUAGUCAUGUCUUCGGAAUCCAUUCUUAUCUCAUGGCGUCCACCCAGCCAACCUAAUGGAGUUAUUUCUCAGUAUACUGUUUACACAAAAGCGGACAAUGCAGAGGAGCCAACCAGUCAGAAAGUACCACCAAAUCAACUAACACACGAAGCAUCUGGAUUAGACAAGCAACAAAGAUAUGAAUUUUGGGUGACCGCUAGCACGAAUAUUGGUGAAGGUGAAGCUUCCAAGAUUGUGACUUUGGGACCAAGUGUUCGAGUACCGGCCAAGAUCGCAUCGUUCGAUGAUAAGUUCACUGCAACAUACAAAGAGGACGUUAAGCUGCCAUGUCUCACUGUCGGUGUACCAGCACCGGAAGUAACAUGGAAGGUACGAGGCGCUAAUCUUCAAACAACCGAACGAUUGAAACAAUUACCCGAGGGAUCGCUAUUUAUCAAAGAAGUCGAUCGCGCGGACGCUGGAGAAUAUUCUUGUUACGUGGAAAACUCCUUUGGACAUGAUACCGUGACUCAUCAGCUGGUCGUCCACGCUCCUCCGCAUUCACCGCAAGUUACUCUUACCGCCACCACCACCAACUCUUUGACGAUGAAAUUACGCCCGCAUCCCACGGACAAUGCACCGAUUCAUGGCUAUACGAUUCACUACAAACCUGAGUUUGGCGAUUGGGAAACCGUUCAGAUCAGCUCCACAGCACAGAAAUAUACACUCGAGAAUCUGUGGUGCGGUUCCCGAUAUCAGAUUUAUGUCACCGCUUAUAACGGAAUUGGAAUCGGCGAUCCUUCGGACAUUCUAAACACACGUACAAAGGGCUCCAAACCAAUCAUCCCCGAAGCGGCGAAAUUCAUCGAGGUAUCCACGAACAGCAUCUCUUUACACUUGAGCACCUGGUCAGAUGGUGGCUGCCCCAUGUUGUACUUCGUUGUUGAACACAAGAAGAAAAUGCAGCAGGAAUGGAACCAAGUCUCGAACAACGUCAAACCAGGCGGUAACUUUGUAGUAUUGGAUCUGGACCCCGCUAGCUGGUACCAUUUGCGUGUUACGGCUCACAAUAAUGCCGGUUUCGCCGUGGCCGAGUAUGAAUUUGCGACUUUGACGGUGACUGGCGGCACCAUUGCACCGGCCCGCGAGCUGCCGGACGUGAACGGUGGUAGCAACGAUGAAGACCCAAUGAAAAUUUUCAUGGCUAACUUAAAUCUGGUCGUACCUGUGGUAGCAGCCAUACUCGUAAUAAUCGUUGCCGUCAUUGUGAUCUGCGUUCUCAGAGGGAAGGGUCACAGUAGCGAUAAAGACGACGUAGUCUACCAGCAAACCGGAGUUGGCGGCGCUACCUUGGACAAACGCAGAUCUGAUCUUCGCGAUGAAUUGGGAUACAUCGCACCCCCGAAUCGCAAGCUUCCACCUGUACCCGGCUCAAAUUAUAACACCUGCGAUCGUAUCAAGCGAGGUACAGUUAUAAGUGGAACUAGCUCAUUAAGGAGUCACUCGACGUGGGAUCCGAGGCGACACAUGUAUGAGGAAUUGAGUCACUACCCGCCCAACAGGAGAUGCCCACCACCACCACCACGUAUGGGCAGCGCGGAUGGUCUUUCGCACAGAGGUAUGGAGGAUGAGAUCUGCCCGUAUGCUACGUUCCAUUUAUUGGGAUUCCGCGAGGAAAUGGAUCCGAGCAAAGCUAUGCAAUUCCAAACCUUCCCUCAUCCAGGAAAUGGCCAUUCUGGCACUAUGGGACCACCCGUAGGACAUCCGACUAACGCUUCUGCUCAUAGCCGCUCUGGAUCUCAGUCUAUGCCUCGUCAAAACGGUCGCUACUCUCGAGUACCAUCUCAAGGAGGCGGCAGCGGCACGCACAAUGUCUUUUCACCCGAAUAUGACGAUCCGGCUAACUGCGCUCCCGAGGAAGACCAGUACGGAUCACAGUACGGACAAUACGGCGCACCUUACGAUCAUUAUGGAUCUCGCGGAUCGGUCGGACGUCGUAGUGUAGGCUCGGCUCGCAACCUUCCCAUCUCUGGCUCGCCGGAACCGCCUCCACCGCCGCCGAGAAAUCAUCAGGAUCAGAAUAACUCCAGUUUCAACGAUAGCAAGGAGAGCAACGAGAUCAGCGAGGCCGAGUGUGAUCGCGAUCAGCUUGUCAACCGCAACUACGGCGUGAAUGCUCGCGGCAAGGACGGCAUGACCACCGAGGAGAUGCGUAAACUCAUUGAGAGGAAACCAAACGAAGCUCCCGGCCGGCAAACCGGCAGCCCCCACGGCGGUCACGGGGGACUCCUCACACCCUACGAUACUGUGGCAGUGUAACCUGUAAAUCGUCAUCUUCCGUGGUCUUCCGCCUCUCUCGAUAGCCGGCGGCCGCGAGGAAAGGAACCGAGAGACGCGGAAAUGAAGCGCACGCUAACUCUUCCCCCGGUGCUGUCGUCGGUCCAAUUUGCAACGAUUUACGAUAGAAAUUAGAGACGUCGUCGCGAGUAGAUAGAUUCGAUUACCGUGUAAGGUGUACGCGUAUUGAUAUCAUCUCGAGAUCAUAUGAUUACGGACGAGGAUUCUGCAGCCCGCCUCGCGAAAUGGGACCGCCUCCUUCGCUCUUGCGACCAUAUCACACGAUUUUUCUCUUUCUCUCGCUCACGGCCUUCCGCUCCUUCAUUGUCACUUCCUCGGGAAACGUUCGUUUAUAUUUGAUCCUGGGGGAAGGCCAACUUGAAACUGCCUUGUUUUUGAUAAAAACUUAUUGGACCGGUUUAGUCGAUUAUGCGCAUUCGAGAAGGCCAAACUCAAGACUGUCUGUAUCUACUGCCCUUACUGCGAAGGAGGCACAGCGAUUCGUGAGGUCAGCCAUACUUCGUUCGUAACUUUUUUACGAGUCCUGGAACUCCUCGCGCACGUUCGAUUACAUCUGAAAUUUUUUUAUACCGACAGCUGUAGAAAAUGACCUGCGUUUUGAUACGUGUCUUCCUCGAUGACGUGCUCAAUCAGGCUCAAUAAUUUGUAUACUUGACGACACGAACUUACAAAUUAAUCGUCUAUCUCCGCACACACGCAUGACGAAAUAUUUUCGAUUAGCGGAGACACUGAGGGGAAUUUGAAUCUUCUCGCACUAUAUUCGUCGAACGUGCACGAGAUGUUGGAGGCUCGUGAGACUGCCGCGAGAGAAACUUGUCCUGUAGGAAGGCGAACACAGCCGGAAGUCGUGUUCGCGGACUGUUCAGUUGCGGCAGAGACGCGGCCCGCGAUGGUGCUCUCGGCGACGGUGGAUUUAACGGGGGGUCUUCUGAUAUACAAUAUAUAUCCAGGAUAUAAUCCUAGGUUACAUUCGUCGCAGGAGUUGCGAGGGAUAAGGGAAAAGAAAAAAAAAAUGGAAGAAAGAGAAAGGAAACGUAUAAACGACAUAUAUGCGUAUACAUGAGAUUAGUUGGUCGCUUUUUAAGUCAUGGUUGUGCCACACUGCCGCUCCCUGCGGGCGUACGAUAUAUAGAUACAUACGUACACAUAUACUAUAUACAUAUACUGUACGAUUUAUAAUUUCGUAACGAAGGUUGUGUCCCCGCCCUUGCCACCGCUCCCUUUUCGCCCUUUUCGCCCUUUACUCUCUCCCCCCCCCGCCCCCCUUGACGAUCGGUGAUCUUGAGUCUCUCGUGGUCUCGACGUCGCGGAGAGCAAGGUUUAUAGGGUACGUCGUCGCAUUUUCGUCUUUCGUCGUCGCUGUCAUCGUCGUCCUCGUAGCGGAUCCGUUUAGGCGAUCGAUUCGAGACAUUCCCAUAUUGUUCGCUCGAAAAAGGGGAUAAGUCCCGUACACGAAACACCGAUCGACUGUCCGUAGGAAGAACAACGCGGCAAGCCAUCGAGGGAACGCUUCGAUAUAUAUAUAUAUACACGGCAGGCCAACCAGAGCCUCGUAACAUUAUACGAUAUACAAUACAUGGAUCGCCACGCGCGCUGGCGCGUGCACGCAAUAUACGCCACACCACACUUGCUGUCGUCCUAUAUAAUAUAAAUAUUUAGUCCGCUGUAUACACCUAAUUAUUCCCCCCCCCCCCCCUCCCUCCCUCCUUCCCCCUCCCCCUAAUCUUCUAUCGAUCAAUUAUACGCGACGUACCGUACGUAAGAUUCACUGACAUCGCGACGAUGAUCGUUACAGGUGUAAGCGGUUCGAGUAAUAAAAGAAGUUGGAUUUAACGUAGAUAGUUCGUAAGUCGGACGGAUGGUCGCGAGAAGGCGAUCGUUGAUUUUCGCGACGGGGCGAGAGGUCGGGAUCUGGUUAACGGAACGUAUACCUCAGGACGCAAAUUGAAGAAUUGGUCUGUCUGUCUGUCUAUCUGUCUGUCCGCGAUCGGACGAUUGAUCGUUUGCUGGCUCGAUGAACGAAGCGGAUGCUUCUCGAGCUUCUUCGCGUAUGCACCAGCCCGACGUCGCGCAACGCCGCGGCCACGACGCCGCGUCUCAUAGUUCGUUUUUAUCACGAUACUAUUUCUAGAUAUAUAUACAUACAAAUAUAAAUAUAAAUAUAUAUUAUAUAUACACUAACUAUAUAUACAUACAUACGUUGUAAGUAGCUAUUUCUAGGUGUCGCAUUUGUUUGCCGAGGCGAUGCGCGAGCCGGCUACCAGUCUUGGGCGACUGGACCAGAGGAAGCACUCUCGAAAAAUUAACGAUCACGUGAAUUAUAUUUAACUCCGCGUAUUUAACUCUCACCGUACUCGGACAAGCUGUAUCUUGUGAAUUGUUGUAUUCCUUAUUGAUGUUAUCAUUAACUGAUUUCAUCCAAUCUGUUGCAUCGAUCGAAGGGAAAUAUUUUGUGAAAUUUAUUUGACAUCACAUUAUUCUGGUGCUAAUUACAUUUUAAAGCCGCAAUUUCAUUCAAGCCGCAAUUAGUACGGCCUAAAUUGAUACUGCCAUCGUUUUUUAUUACUCGCUGCACUCAGAGACAAGCAUACAGCGACAGUAACUGUACAGGUUUUGUGUUAUGUAGAAUUAAUGUAUCUACAUAGUUGAAUGUACUGUCUUAUAAUUGCAAUGGCUAUAAAAUAGUAUCAUUCAACUAUACGCGCGUACGUUAAUUCUACAUAAUAUAAAACUCGAACAAUUGUCACCUAUUAUUAUAUAUGGAGAGAUUGUUGCUACUAUGUCUUUCCUCUGUAAGUGUGGGUUGGUGGAUUAAAAAACUGUAAAAAAAUACGCACAUAUAGGCUGUAAAGAGAGAAUUUUCGAAACGUUGGAAUAGAGCUUGAAGGGUGCUUCGUCCGUCUCUUCGUCGCUUCCGCUCUCGCAGAGGAAUUCCUACCCUCUGCCACUCGAAACUGGUUGCGGCUCGACGCGCCGACGCACUUUUACUCAUCGAUGUGAUUUUAAAAGGCUGCGCAAAAAAGCCUCGUGUCUCGUGUAUAUGUUACAAUCGCGCUCUUACCGUAAUUAACGUAGCCGUAUCUCGUCCCAAAUCACCCUUUACGAUUUACAGUAUCACGUUCCACUCACGUAACUCGCCCCCGCGAAACUUUGUCGCUUCGAAUCGCUUCCGAAUCUAACCAGAGCUAAUAUACGGCACACAGGCCGAUAAUGAUGAUAACAAUGAUGAUGAUAAUGAUAUUAAUGCAUUCGUAUAUAGUAAUACGAUCACGUCCGCGCGCUACCUUGGCCGCGGUUUUUAACUUUUGUCUUAAGCGAAGUGGACGUCCGCGACGUCGCACAGGUGAUAAACGUUUAUGUUGUAAGCGGCCCGGGGUGACCGGCAAUAGGGGCUGAUGAACGAGGGACAUUUUAGUGCAGAUAAUCAGUUUGAUCGAUCUACUUCGAUUCUAACUUCGGCUAAACAUUCAAUGUUUUUCGCAGCUGAAACGUUUAUGACGAUAGAGUAAUACUCGAAGACUGAGAAUUUUACGUCCAUGUUUGCUUAUCGCUUCAUCCAUCUCUCACUCGCGGUUGCUUUGUACCACACAGUAGCAUUCUCAUAGGAUUGAUAUAUCGCGCCGUCCUCGUGCCUUUCUUGCCGGAUACCCCCCGUGCCCAUCGUUCGCUCGUCGCGCUUCUCGUGAUCGACGUUAUAUAUAUAGGUACUGCGUAGUAAUUCUUUGCAAGAUUCGACGUUACUUUUUUGAGGGACGCCGCGAAGCGUGUCGCUCGCUUGUGUAUGCUUGAUUGAUAAUAUUGCGUUGAAAGCAUUUGGCUGUUCUUUUUUCGUACGACGGCGAGCGCGGUUCUUCGAGCUCGUGUUCUCACCCCUUUCCAUUCCUUCCUCACCAUCGCAUCGCGUUGCCUGUCAAACUCGAAGCGUUUCCUUCGCGUCCUUUUGACGAUCCUCGCGUACGUGCGAAAGAAUUCGCGGGAACGUGAUCUCACGUUUGAUAGUGGAAAAGUAACGAAAAGGAAAAAAAGAAGAAAAAAAAAAAUACGCGCUCAACAUCCUCCGCGCUCGAGGAGACUCGAGGAUCCGCUCGCAGUGUACCGUUUCCUCUCAACGCCACUAUUUUAUGUUUUUGUACCAAAGUUGUAGCAUCUAACUUUGCGUUGAAUAAAUAAACCUUAAAA
Molecule: messenger RNA, 10332 nt
Organism: Trachymyrmex septentrionalis
Lineage: Eukaryota; Metazoa; Arthropoda; Insecta; Hymenoptera; Formicidae
Gene: Dscam1
Product: Down syndrome cell adhesion molecule-like protein Dscam2
Exons: 30
Coding region: 130-6114 (1994 amino acids)
Biological process (GO): homophilic cell-cell adhesion; axon guidance; dendrite self-avoidance
Cellular component (GO): plasma membrane; axon
Molecular function (GO): cell-cell adhesion mediator activity
Source: RefSeq, a predicted model, not a curated record